CCAGUCAAUUCCUGCGAGCCGGGCGAUCGCUUAGUCGUCGAAUAUAUUGAAAGCGCCUCGCACUGAGUUUAUGUCGCGUGUUCUCAACAACGAAUAUGGUGUAACCGGUCAGCUGUUGUUGUGACAAGCAAGAAGUCAGUGUGAUAAUAGAAAGUAUACGCAGGAUGACGUUUUUGUCCAAGUGCGCCAGGAAAGCGUCGACCUCUUCUGGUCUACCAACCUCUACAAGUGGAAGCAAAGAGACUGUCAAACCGAAAGCUUGGUUUGUCACAAUGCCUAACGAACUAUCAGGCAGCACUGGUUCAGCAAUAGGGAGCAGCAAACUGCGGUGCCCCGCCCCCAUCUCCCGUCUCCGCGUUGAAAAAAUUGAAGGUGGUCUCAUGGUAGCAGGCGUCGUCGUGGCUGCAAACUGUCAGAUUAUUUUGCCAAUCUUUGGCUUUCUUUUUCUGUUAGUCGGAUGCGUUUUAACUGCCGCAUCAUAUAGGGGCCCAGGAGAAGACGAAGAUCCUGACCGAUAUGAAGCUCGAGUAUCAUUCACAGGAAAUUCUCGUGUUCUUGGUCCUGCAUGCAUAGUCGUCGGUCUAUUUAUGCUGAUAGCUGGGUGCGCACUAUGCGUUUUGACGAGAAGAGCCAGGCGGAGAGAACAGACUAUAGGAUUCCAUUGUCCCUUGCAUGGAGACUUUUAUCCUUUGAGUCCAUUAUCUAGCUCUCGAACUUUGGGUAGUGCAGAGAAAGGCACUUGCACAUUAUGUUGGCCUAGAAGGCGAGGCCCAGGAGCAAUAGCUGUAGGACCUCCACAAUGUCCACACAGUCAGAUGUCCAGUACGCGGAGCUCAAUAGCUAGUUCUCCGCAUAGUCAGUGUCCGACACCUUUGCCAUUCCUCGUAAAUUCUGGAUCUGUAGGGGUUCUGGUUGCACCAGUAGCUCAGAUGUCUCCUGAUCAACCAUUCGGAUCUAUUCGAUCAUUGACGGGGAACAGGGAAGUGGCUAGUUUUCCGUUGUCGAGGUCUCCUACGCCACCACCGAAUUCAAAUUUUGAAAGCAGUCCAAAUCUAGUCCAAGUUCCCGAUCAACAGAAUCUAGUGGAAUCUCAUUUUGAACAAGUACCAGUGCACAGAAAUGGUCCCAGAAAGUCCGUAUCAAUAGUGUUACCGACAGAAGAAAAAGGAUGACCCACGGAGCUUUAGCAAGUAUGCUACAAAGAAACUCAGUAAUAACUUUCCUUAAGCUCUAGUUUCCCCAUUGGAGCAUCGAAUAUCCCCAUCAAUUUCAUCAUUAAAAAUUAUAUCGAGAGAACAAAAGAAGAUCGUUUUAUACAAAAAAUAUGAUACAAAGCUAAAUUUUUGUAGAAAUAUAAAACGUAUACAGGGUGUUUCAUUAAUAAUUGGAAAUAUUUUAACUGUAGCUUCUUGGUUUCAAAAUAUUAAGGUUUAACUCAAAUCACCUAGUCCAAAAAUGCUUCCUAGAUUAGCUAGAGCUCUUUGAAGACGGUGUCUUGUAAUUAGAUAUUUUUAAAUAUCGCCAGAACGCUUCUAUUUAGAAAAACGAAAACUGGUACGCUUUUUUAUCUUUCAGAGAUAAAUCGAUUCCAUAAAUUGCGAAUUUGUAGUACCAGUCAUAGGCGUCUGUUGUGGGUAGGACAACGGUUAUUUUAUCGUAUAACUUUUUUUGACUGGAACUUUUAAGCAUUUUUGACAUUAGAUUGUGAUGCAUUCUAGUAAUAAAAGGUAAGCAUGCUUUAAAUCGGUAGAAUACACUGUUUUCUAGCAAAAUCGAUUUGAAAAUUUUUGAAUUUGGAAAAAAUGUUAAAAAAAAACUAUUUAGAAAUAUGAAAACUGGUACAUUUAUUUACCUUCCAAAGAUGAAUCGAUUUUAUCAAUUGCGAAUUUCUAGUACCGGUCAGAUGCGUCCGCUUUGGAUAGGUCACGGUUAUUUACCAACUAAAAGUUGGUAAAAUACACCUUUUUUAAUUUUUUUUUCAAAUUCAAAAACGAAAAAUUUUCAAAUCGUUUUUUCUAGAAGUAGGUGAAUCCUACCGACUUAAAGCAAGAGUACUUUUUAGUACUAGAAUACCUAACAAUUUAAUAAUUCAGUGGCAAAAAUGCUUAAAAGUUAAAGCCAAAAAAGUUAUGCGAUAAAAUAACUAUUGCCCUACCCAAAAAGGACGCCUAUGACCGGUACUAGAAAUUCGAAAUUUAUGGAAUCGAUUUAUCUCUGAAAGAUAUAGAGAUUCUUUCGUUCAAAGAACUCGGGCUCCCUUAGGAGCUCAAUUUUCGGACUAGGUGAUUUCAGCUAAACCUCAAUAUUUUCAGCCCAAGAAUAUACAGUUAAAAUAUUUCCAAUUAUUAAUGAAACACCCUGUCUAAAUAUGUGUAUAUUUGAUGAACGUGGGACACAAAACUUUUUAUUUCAAAUCAAAGAACUUGCGACAAAAAGACCUAGGUUAGAAUAUGUGUUAGACGCAUUUUUAUAUCUAAUUAUUUAAGCUAUGUAGCAUCGUUAUGUAGAUGUAGCUCAGACCGUAGAAGUUGUAUAACAGUUAAGAGUGUUUUCUAGAUUUUUGGGAGACACUGCUGUAUAUACCUAUGUUAUAAAAUUGCAGAAACGGCUAUCAUGAUUAUCCGAUUUUUUACGAAGAUUUGUAAUCUAUUGUUUACAAUGGUUUACUGUGGAAAAGGAAAUUUGUAUAUGGAAAUGGAGCUCUUUUAACCAAAUAACAAAUAUUAAAAAAAGUUUGGUUACUGUAGCCAUCGAAAUAGGCACACUGUUGACGAAUAAUUUCACAAUGUUGGGACAAAUUCAAGAUCAAGAUCAAGAUUGGAUCUUGAAAAACACUAAAAUAGAACAAUAUUUGAAAACCAGAGUUUGCGACAAGUGUAUUCCCCCUAUACUUACGUAUGGUUCACAGACGUGGACACUCACCAAUGCAACAUGGAUAAAAUAGUAGUAAAGGUACAAAGAGCAAUGGAAAGAUCAAUGCUCGGGGUGAGAUUUAUAGGCAAAAAAACAAAUAAAUGGAUUAGAAGCAAAACCAAAGUAAAAGACACAGGAGAACAUGCUGCCAAAUUAAAAUGGAGCUUCGCAGGACACAAUGCCUGACUGAAGGAUAAAAGAUAGAAUCACGAAAUACAACAAUGGAGACCGUGGUUAGAAAGGAUAAGCAGAGGAAGGCCACAAAUGAGAUGGGCUGAUGAAAUAAAGAAGUUUGGAGGACACCACUGGAAAAAUGUUAAUUUCCUCACAAAAGACAAAAUGCAUGGUUAUAAAUGCAUGGAUAUAUAACAGCAGAUCCAAUAAGAUGUAAAUUGGAGCUGGAAGGUCAGAUAAUAGACCAAGUGAUGGAGUUUAAAUACCUAGGCCUAUCUAACUACGGAAGGCUCGAAACAGAAGUGAAAGAUCAAGUGAAUAGAGCAAACAGAGCCGCAGGUUGUCCGAAUGACACAAUAUGGAGAAAUAAAAAUAUCGGAAAAGAAAUGAAAGGCAGAAUUUACAAAACAAUCAUCAGACCAAUAAUGACAUAUGCGGCAGAAACACGACCCGACACAGAGAAGACAAAAAUAUUGCUCGUAACAGCGGAGAUUAAAACCCUUCGAAAAAUCGAUGGUAAGACUCUAUGGGAUAGAGCUAGAAAGAAGUACAGAUAUACGACGGAGAUGCAAGGUGUAUAACAUUAAUAACUGGGUAACAAACAGAAUAACAGAAUGGAAUGACCACAUAAGCCGAAUGACAACAAAUAGGAUAGCGAGAGACGGUUCCCCAAUAGUAAGACGAUCAGUGGGAAGACCACGAAAACGAUGGAACGACAACUUACUAGAAGCACAUUGAAAAAACAGACUGAGUUAUGUCUAUACAAAAAGAAAAAGAAGAAGAAGAACUGGAAACAAGUGGCGCAAAAUAGAAAACACUGGAUUUAAUUGGGGAGGCCUAUGUCCGAAGUAGGAUUAC
This is a messenger RNA of Diabrotica virgifera virgifera (western corn rootworm), 3945 nucleotides long. RefSeq lists its product as uncharacterized. The record is from RefSeq and is a predicted model, not a curated record. The transcript is spliced from 6 exons. NCBI's taxonomy places the organism in Eukaryota, Metazoa, Arthropoda, Insecta, Coleoptera, Chrysomelidae. The coding region runs from base 165 to 1172 and encodes 335 amino acids.